Molecule: messenger RNA, 2514 nt
Organism: Nicotiana tabacum (common tobacco)
Lineage: Eukaryota; Viridiplantae; Streptophyta; Magnoliopsida; Solanales; Solanaceae
Source: RefSeq, a predicted model, not a curated record
UGACUAAGAUUCACUUUUAUAACGACAAGCAUGUUUGGAAGUAAGAGACUGACAUCUUGAAAUCCUUCCUGUACUUCCUAUUCAUCCGCCUAUAGUGUCUAAUUUAUUGCUCCAUAUUUUUGUACAGAAACUUAUGAAGAAUAUUGACGAGUAUAUUAGUUCAACUCCACAAAUAGCUGAGGAUGGCGGGAUUGUUCUGGGAUCUAAAAGAACUACUGCAUUUCUGGUUGAUGCUAAGACUGGCCGCCUGAUUUAUACAUAUAGGAUGCCUGACUCUCCAGCAACUAACAACAAUGACAUUACUUUUCAUCAUAAUGGCACCAUUGAUGAAGAGAGUCUGCCCACAUACACGCUUUACAUCACCAGAACAGACUAUGCAUUGACAUCUUUUAUUCCAAACUCAGACCAAGUGUUAUGGAACAUGACUGUUGCUGAAAUAGGGGCUGCUUCUCUUUGCAAAGACAUCGAGGAUCCAUUUAGUGGGGAUAUUCUGGAUUCUGACAGAUCUGAACCUGACGUACAUUUCGAUAUGCCAUUGCCAUGUCAGUCAAGGGCCCUUAUCCACAGACGUCGAAGUCAGCAGGAGAAGAUGCUCCCGGGUGCUCAUCGUCCGGAGCUCCCCUCAUCAGAGACAAAUGUUGAUAAUGCAGACACCUCCCAUUUGGAAUAUGUUAUAAAAAGAACUGUGUUUGGCAUAUUGGUGGUGUUCAUACUUUUAAUCAUCAAAAAGAAAAAUUCAGAAGAUGUUAAAACCCAAUUUAAAGAAGGAAUAACCAAGUCUUCUGAAAGAUUGAGCACGCCAGUUCGCAAUAUUUUAGCCACUCUUGUGGGAGCUUUAACACGCAAUCGUGAUUCAGUGGCUGAAGUCAAGUUGGUUAGACAGCCCGGCAACUCACAUUCACCAAAUGUACCUUCAAAAAGGAAAAAGUCUCGGAAGUCUGGAAAGAGUGGGAGCAAUGGUGAGAAAAGUGAUAAAGGCCCCUCAUCUGAUGGUGGACUUCAGUAUGCAGAUGUGGAUGCUGAUAAUAAACUGUUGCUGAACCUUAUUCAACCAAGUAUAUAUGGCAAAGGUGGGCGCACUAUCGGUAAGUUGUUUGUCUCCAGUACAGAGAUUGCUAAAGGGAGCAAUGGUACAGUUGUCCUUGAAGGAAUUUAUGAUGGUCGUGCAGUUGCUGUGAAAAGGCUUGUCCGGGCACAUCAUGAUAUUGCCUUCAAAGAAAUAAAGAAUCUUAUUGCAUCUGAUCGACAUCCAAAUAUUGUUCGGUGGUAUGGUGUGGAACAAGACCAAGAUUUUGUUUAUCUUGCAUUGGAACGCUGCAUUUGCAGCUUGAGUGACCUUAUUCAGAUUUAUGCCGACACUACAGUAAAUGCACGUCUUAAUCAGAACUUGGAUGCAGAAUCUACAAAGCGUAGAAUUCAUUUGGACUAUUUGAAGGGUAUUAUGUUGGAUACUGAGUUAAGGAAAGAAAAUGGUUUUCCUUCCCCUUUGUUGCUCAAAUUGAUGAGGGAUGUGGUAUCUGGUCUUGUGCAUCUUCAUGAUUUGGGGAUCAUUCAUCGAGACCUGAAGCCCCCAAAUGUUUUGAUAACUAAGGAAAGAUUCUUAGGUGCUAAGCUUUCUGACAUGGGAAUUAGCAAGCGCCUCAUUGGAGAUAUGUCUUCAUUAGGUCAUCACGCGACAGGUUAUGGAAGUUCAGGAUGGCAAGCUCCUGAACAGCUUCUUCAUGGACGUCAAACACGUGCUGUUGAUAUAUUCAGUCUGGGGUGUGUUCUGUUUUUCUGCGUGACUGAUGGUAGUCAUCCCUUUGGAAGCCCUCUUGAGCGUGACAUUAACAUUACAAAGAACAAAAUUGAUCUUUUCUUGGUGGAACAUAUCCCUGAAGCUGUGGAUCUCUUUUCUCAAUUAUUAGACCCCAAUGCUGAGUUGAGACCGAAGGCCGUGGACGUGCUUGCUCAUCCUUUCUUUUGGACAUCUGAGAUGCGAUUGUCAUUUCUUCGUGACUCAAGCGACAGGGUGGAACUCGAAGACAGGGAGACUUCUUCUGAUCUCCUGAAAGCAUUGGAAGGUACAGCACCAGUUGCUUUGGGUGGGAAAUGGGAUGAGAAGAUGGAACCUCCAUUCAUCAACAAUAUUGGUCGUUACAGGCGUUAUAAAUUCGACAGUGUUCGUGAUUUGCUGCGAGUCAUGCGUAACAAGCUAAAUCAUUAUAGAGAGCUUCCCACCGAAAUUCAGGAAAUUUUAGGAACUGUACCAGAAGGAUUUGAUGGCUAUUUUAGGUGUCGGUUUCCCAAAUUACUAAUUGAAGUGUAUAAAGUGAUGUCAGAUUACUGUAGAAAUGAAGAAUGUUUCCAGAAGUACUUCACAAGCAGUGUACUCUGACUCCUCCAAAUAGCGCCUGAAUCUUGUUCAAUACCUGAAUGUAUGAUGUAACAUGUAAUGUAGUCUAUAUAUGUAAAUAUGAUCAACCUAUAUAUUCUUAUUGAAGUGUAUAUUUAUGUCGACCAACAUUUCACUUC